CUCUCUUCCGGUUUCCGUUCCGGAGACCGUUCACCAGCUUGAAUUUUGCGGUAAACUGCGUUAAGUAUUUGAUAAAUGUAUCAUUUUAUCGCCAUUUAACCCAAAAAAUGAACCAGAAAUCGAGGCCCGGUUUAACUAAUGUUUCCUUCAGACAUGCGCAAAAGUGCCGCAAAGUGUAACAUGUGGAAAUGUUGUGCGCAUUUCAACCAACAGCUACAGUGAUACUUGGGUUGAUAGUUGAACUUCCUCAUUGUGAUUCAGCCCUCAGACAGUAGCGGCCUGUAGCUCACCAACAUGUCUCGUAAACAGUCGCUUAAAUCCGGGCAGGACUUUAUUGCAUUUCUGGGAGACAGAAUAUCCAAUAGUAUCUCUAAAGAGGAACUUCGGGCAAUCUACUACGCUGAAUUUAAGGGCAGGAAAGGAUUUAAAGACCCCAGCUUUUCCUCUGUUGUCUACGCCCUAGUGAAGUCCAACAAAGCCAUCUUAAAACAGGAGAAAAUCUAUUUAAAUGUCAAACCUCAGGUUCCAGUGCACUGUGACCAGCCGAGGAGGCCCCGGGCCCCUCAGUCGCCCCACACCCCUGGCUCUGGCUCCAAGAAGAAGACCGCGAAGACACUUUCACCCUCCUCUGCCCCCUCUACCCCGGUGACCCCGGUACUCACUCCAAAGAAAAAGCUGGCAGCGGAAAUCCUGCGCAAGUUAAAGCUGAACAGGAAAAAGAUGACAGCUGACAAGGGCGGCAUUCAAAUCACCUCAGACCCUGCUGCGAUCGGUGGAAAGGUCCAGUUCACUGUGGAGCGUCUGAAGGAGUUGUUCCUCAUCAGGUUUCACAUCGCAAACAAGGGCACACACUGUGUCAACUUCACCUUCUACACUGCCCUGCACAAUAUGCACUGUUUCACUUUGGAGGACGAGAGGAGGGUGACCAGAGCUUGUCCCCUCUUCCUCUCUCCAGGAGAAAGCUAUGAGGUUUUGGUUCGUUACACACUGAAACACUAUGGAUUUUUCCCCACCACGAUGUACUUUGAGUUCUGCGCAGAUCUGCCGGGAGCCGUGCCCUUCUGCAUCGUGAGGGAUAUGGAAGCUGCAGCCAGGACCCCGCUGGCUGUGGAGCUGGGGCCCGUGUCUCCUUACAAACCAUACAAGGUGGUCUCAUACAGGCGUGGGGGCAGAAUGAUAGUGGAGGGAGUUCCACCUGAGAGGCCUGGGGUCCAGCCUUUACAGUCAACAUUGAAAUUAGGAAACUUUAACUACCCCAAAUACCUAAAGGGACUGAGGCUGGAAGACUCUGAGUCUCCAUCAACCAAGCAACACCUGUCAUUAGUGAAGAGUCUCCUUGACGCUCCCUUAAAGAUGAAGAGCUACGCUCAUCGAUUUCACCUCCUGCUACACCUGGAAGAGGUACAGAUGGAGAGGGACAUCCAGAACUAUGACCUCCACAAUCAAACCAUGACCCCUGACCAAUUAAACAAGAAACUGCUUACACUCAGGGUUCCUGGUGUUGCUGAGAAUCGGCCAUCUGUACUACGAGGAGACUGUCUGAAGGUGACCAAAUGUGGAAACGAUGACACCGUGUACAAUGGAUACGUUCACAGUGUGGAGCUGGAUAGUGUGAAGCUGGGCUUCAAUAAGAGAUUGUUGCAGAUUUUUUUCCCCAACAUGAAGUUCGACGUGGAAUUCACCGUCAACCGGUUCUCCUUGAGGCUGCAGCACCGUGCCGUGGACUUGGCAGUAAAGCAUAGGCUGGAAGAGGUGCUGUUCCCGUCUGGUGCAGCAGUGGCUACUCUCCCUAUGCCUAAACUCAGGUGUGAGGCCUACACACACAAAGUUAAUGCUUAUAGAUCACUAGUUGAUGAGUAAGGGAUAAUGUGCAGCGAGGC
Molecule: messenger RNA, 1880 nt
Organism: Notothenia coriiceps (black rockcod)
Lineage: Eukaryota; Metazoa; Chordata; Actinopteri; Perciformes; Nototheniidae
Product: putative helicase mov-10-B.1
Exons: 9
Coding region: 295-1860 (521 amino acids)
Source: RefSeq, a predicted model, not a curated record